This is a messenger RNA of Suillus clintonianus, 1965 nucleotides long. RefSeq names its product OPT oligopeptide transporter protein-domain-containing protein. NCBI's taxonomy places the organism in Eukaryota, Fungi, Basidiomycota, Agaricomycetes, Boletales, Suillaceae. Gene Ontology annotation, cellular component: fungal-type vacuole membrane. Gene Ontology annotation, molecular function: oligopeptide transmembrane transporter activity. The transcript is spliced from 10 exons. The record is from RefSeq and is a predicted model, not a curated record. Bases 263 to 1789 code for a protein of 508 amino acids.
CACUUACUAGCUAGGCCUGCUGCAGGCAUGUGCGGGGGUGCUUGGCUAUAGCUGAGGCUCCGCCAGCGGUCAACUGAUUCCAACUGGCAUAUGCCAGAUACCGAAGGGAACCCCUCACAGAUGCCACCGUUAAAUUGGAAUUGGAGCAGACCUUAACUUCUCACGAUCGUUCUGCUGGAGACAUUAUGGGUGGAGCGGCCUUUGAAGUUUCGUCAAUGGAUUAUAUAUCCUGCUUCUAUGUGCAAUAACAUUGCUUCGUGAAAUGUUGGAAAUCGUCGCUCCUCAGAGCAAGGAGAGUCCCUCAGACACGGAGAAGACUGCCAUAACCCUUCGUGACUACGAAGAGAAGUUGGACUCACCUUCAAGUUUCCAAUUUAUCAACACAGACGAUCCAUUUCCGGAGUCUCCUGAUGAUCAUAUAGAGGACCAGCAACUGACUGUUCGGGCUGUACUAGUUGGCUGCAUUUUGGGAGGUGUCAUCUCUGCUAGCAACAUUUACAUCGGUCUUAAAACCGGAUUAGCGAUUAGCUCAUCGCUCUUCGGCGCAAUCUUGGGCUUCGCAAUUUUGAAACCACUCUCAAGAAGUGCACCCACUUUCCUCGGCGGGGGCUAUUUUGGGCCGAAAGAAAACAAUAUCUGUCAAUCGGCCGCUACGUCAGCCGGAAGCAUUGGAUUGAUUUUCGUCUCAGGUUUCCCCGCCGCGUACCAGCUUGGACUCUUGAGCGCUCAACCAAAGGACGACAUUGGCAGACUAUUCACUUUCACCAUUUGUUGCGCCUUCUUUGGUUUGAGCUUCACUCAACCGCUGAGGAAAUUCUACAUCCUGAAGUUGAAGCUCGUAUUUCCCCUCGGCGUGGCUGCUGCCCAAACGAUCCAAUCUUUGCAUGUCGGCAAGGGUGCAGAGGCAAUCGCGGGGAGGAAAACCAGGGCGCUGAUCUAUGCCUUCAUCGGUGCCACUCUUUUGCGGAUAAUCAGCGAGUAUGCUCCGGGACUACUCUGGGACUGGCACAUUUUCUACGCUAUGAAUAGAAUCGGGUUAACUUCAGCGAUCGCUGCUGAAAGCUGGGGAUGGAUUUGGGAGUGGACACCCGCUUUCGUUGGCGUAGGGAUGGUCACAGGUGCCAAUGCAUCGUAUAGCAUUCUCGGUGGAAGUUUUCUUGCUUGGGCCAUCAUAGGUCCUGUAAUUGUCGCACAAGGACUGGCUGUCGGGGUUGUUGCCGACCCAGCGAUACCUGGAUACAUGAGUUAUAUGAGCAUGAAUCUUGCAGAUCCCAUCCAUCAUCCCUCUCCUAGAUACUGGAUGCUCUGGCCAGGCACACUGAUACUUGUCUGCGCAAGUUUGGCUGAAGUGGGCUGUAAUUGGAAGUCAUUUUACCUUGGAAUGCGCUCUGCACUUGGACCGCUUUUGCAGUGGUUCUCACAGACUACCGUGGAGGACGAUAAUGUUGUGGAUCCUGUUCCCGAGCACGAACGUGUCCCCCUCUGGGCCUGGAGUUCUCUACUUGUCAUCAGUGUGAUCGUUACGUGCAUCGUCAUGAAUGUGCAGUUCGGACAGAACGUCGGCGUCACUCUCCUUGCGAUCAUCUUCGCUUUCUUAUUCAGCCUCAUGGGCUGCGAAAGCGAGGGUCGGACGAGCAUGAAUAUUGUCACCUCAGCUGGUAAUGCUUCACAACUGAUAUUUGGAGGUCUGGCGUCGGGUCAGAAUUAUCCCAUCAAACGAGGCCAGCUCCUGAACUUGCUUACUGGAAUGUUGACGCUAGGCAAGUACAAUGAAUCGUUUAAGGCAUGACAAGCUGAUAAAACACCGUGAAUCAAACAGGUGCUUCAGAACAAGGUCUCACAAUUUUCUUAUUAAGACACAGAAUAUCUGUUGAUACUGCAAUUAGCCGGACAUAUGGUCCAGGACCUGAAGACCACGCACCUUCUCCGAUCGUCUCCCAGGGCUGUAUUCGUUGCUCAACUCCU